Messenger RNA from Heterostelium album PN500, 2715 nucleotides. RefSeq lists its product as uncharacterized. The record is from RefSeq and is a predicted model, not a curated record. Bases 1 to 2715 code for a protein of 904 amino acids. NCBI's taxonomy places the organism in Eukaryota, Evosea, Eumycetozoa, Acytosteliales, Acytosteliaceae. The transcript is spliced from 9 exons.
AUGGAAAUCAAUAGUCAAUUAAUAGUUAUUUAUUAUCGAUUUGCAGAUUUGAGAAAGAAUAAGACAGAUUUAUGGUUCAAGACGACAGCAGGUUCAACAAACCACACAAACACUACUGAUAUUGUAAAUGAAAUAGAUGAAUAUAAUGGAAAUGACGAAGCGAUUGCUAAUAUAAUUUUGUCAAGUAGAUUACUAUCGGAUGAUAUAAUCACAAAGCGAUAUAUUGCUACUAAACCAACAAACACUACAAAUGCAACCAACGAACCAACAACAACAAUAUCAACAUCAACAGCAGCAACAACUCCAAUUACAGCAACUACAACCACAGCAACAAUAAAAACGAAUAGUGAUUUAGUGAUGUUUGAUAUACGAGUAUUAUCUUACAUUUAUUUUGUUGAUUGUAAACAACCAUUACCUAUUACAACUAAACAAGAGGGUGCAACUAAUGGACGUAUGCCAAGAAAGCGUGGAUCAACUCAACCAUCGAUAUCAACUAUUGUCAAGACAAUGACUAAUCCAAUCACUCCUAUGCUGUCACCAUUCAACGAGACAAUUGUACAGAGUACAUCGAUAUCUGAUUUGCUGAAAAUGGCAAUAGUAAUAGUGUUGAUCAAAGUAAAUCAAAUGGUGUUACAACAACAUCAUCAAGUCAACAACAACGAUGAAGAGAAUGAUGAUAUGGUGAUAACAUCCACAAUUACAUCAUCAAAUAAGAAGGAUGUUAAACAAUCCACUAAUAGAAGUAAUAAUAAUAAUAAUAAUCUUAAGAAAGAAGCAAAUAUAGGAGUAGAACUAAAUAUUAAGAAAGAGGAAUCGAAAAAAGAUUUAAAGAUUACUAUUAAACUUCCUGAUAAACAAAAAGCAAAGAAUCAAUCAACACCAACAACAACUGCAACUGCACCGGCGGCUUCUACUUCUGCAUCAACAACUUUAGCAACUACAAAUACAAAUACAUCAAAUAUAAUAAUUCCACCACCACCAUUACCAGAUUCAAAGAAGAGAAAACAAGUUGAAUCAAAUUCAUCAUCAACUUCAACAAACAAUAACAAUACUAAUGCGCAAGAUAAAAACGAUAAAGAUAAAUGUUCAGAUUCUCCAAGGAGAAAUAGUAUAGAUAGUUCAAACAAGGAUAAUGAUAAAGAUAAAGAAAAGAGUGGAAAGAACAUUAAGAAGGAUGAUAAGAGAAACAGUUCUUCUACUGCACUUGCUGAUGUCAACGGUGGCGGAAGUGGAAGAGGUGACUAUAGGUUUAAUAUAGAUCCUACGAACUCACAUCAGUUUAUAGAAUCACUUUAUUACGAAAAAACAAUACCACCUUGUUCUAAUUUGUUAAGUGCAAAUUUUUUCUCAGGUACAGAUGGUGGUUGUGAAAUGCAAUCUUCAAUAACUCCUGCCGUGCAAAGAAGAUACGAUUUUUCAAAUCAAACACUUGUUCCUUUCACUGGUUAUACAUACUUUGAAAGAUUCUCAGUAUCUUCAACAUGUCAGAAUGCUACCUCAAAUGAUAAGAUUAGAUAUAUUGCAAAGCUUGGACCUGGUGUAUGCUUCCCUUCUGAACAAAAUUAUAACUAUUAUAGUAAUUUUACAUAUAAUCAGGAUACCAAUCAAAUUUCAUAUAGAGUCGGACAAGAAUGUGGAAUCAAAACCCAAGUUAAAAAUAUAUCAGCUCCAAUUGCAUGCAAUAUCACUGAAAAUAGUGACAAUUACGUAAAUAGUAUGACUCUUACCUCUCCGAUGUCUUUUCAAUUGAGUUCACCGAUUUCUACAUCUCCAUACAAGAUCGUUAUACCACCAAUCAACCAAAGCUGGCCUGUUUCGGAUAUCCAGCCUUCAUAUAAUAUCAACUAUAAGCAAAAAGUUCAGUGGGGAAGUUUAAUCAAUACGAUUGAGCAAUCAAUAACUUGUCCAUCUUCAGGUUGUUCACUUCCUAUUACAACAUCACCAAUAUUCGGGGAGUAUUGUACAAGUUCUCUUACUAACCUACCAAGCAAUGUCAGCCUUACAAUUACUCCCAAUUAUUUUGUUGGUACCAACACACAACUACUAAACUCUACAUUUUUUAAUGUAUCGAUCUCAAUUCCUAAAGUUAAAACUGUCACAGUUAUAGCGACAGAAUACACCUCAAUAACUUUGAGAAUCGAUCUUGACAAUACUAGUCUUGGCAAUCUUGCAAAGUAUAUUGUUAAAGCUAAUGAUAAAUGUAUCACUAAUCAAAAUUGUAUAAAUUGGCCAGAGUGCACUAUCGAUGGUAUCUCGCCAAACACAAAUUUGCAAAUUGUUAUUCAAGCAGUUACCUAUGGGUAUGCUGGAGAGGCCUAUACCUUGAAUACUUCUACUAAGUCACUACCAAUAUCUACAACCACAUCGGUACCUUCGACCACUACAACUUCAUCUCCUACAACAACAUCUUCUUCAUGUCCACCCAUAAAUGACUCUACCAGAUUGGUACAAUCAAGCAUUUCAAUCAUACUAUUUUCCACAAUAUCAAUAAUCAGAAUGUACUUAAAAAAAAAUAAUUUGGAAAUUGUAAAGUAUUUACACUCAAAUCGCAGUGAAGGGUGUUCUAGUAAAGCGAUGGAGAAUGCAAUUGAUGCAGGAAAUAUUGAAAUUGUGUCAUGGUUGUAUAACAAUCGUACAGAGGAUUUCAAUCAACAAACAAUGGAUAAAUUAUUCGUGGUGAUCUCCCAAUGUCAAAAUGGCUAUAUUCAAAUUUAA